ACAUAUUGUGAAAUAUUUUGAAAUUGUGUGUACUUUAUCCCGGAAGUAAAGAGGUGUGUUAUUAAACCAAGUUUAGUUUCGGUUUCACCACAGUUAUAAAUGAUCAGCCUUUUGUAAUGGAUGAAAAACGACCUUUAUUGGGCUCAAAUCCAAAUAAAAUGAGUUAUCCACAGGGCUAUCCAGGUGGCCCACCUGCAGGACAGUAUCCUGGAGGACCACCCCAAGGUCAGUACCCAGGGGGACCACCCCAAGGCCAGUACCAAGGCGGACCACCAGCAGGGCAGUACCCAGGGGGACCACCAGCAGGGCAGUACCCAGGGGGACCACCAGCAGGGCAGUACCAAGGUGGACCACCAGCAGGGCAGUACCCAGGUGGACCACCCCAAGGACAAGGCUACCCAGCUGGAGGCCAACCACCUGUAGGACCUGAUGCAGUUCAACCACAGUGGCAAGGUGAGAUGCCAGACCAGGACGUGGAUGAUAACCCUAAUGCAGCUGCUGCCCAACCUUCAGCUCCACCUCUGGAAAAGAUGGACGAAGUACAAGGAUAUCACAAUAUUGGGUUUGAUGGUUCAAUGUUACCACCACCAUCAUAUGAUGAGGCAACCAGGGAACCACCACAGAGAUCUGAAAUAGCUGGAUUGCCAAAAAUUGACGAGAAUGAAGCUAGGCAAGCACUGUUAGAGUUUGUUGCCGAGAACUGUUGCUAUGGUAAAGGUGCUGCAGAGAGCUUGCAGUUUAAAGACCUUGUACAUUCUAGUGCAUUUCAUUAUACUUUGGAAACAUUUGGUGAAGGUAGAUCAACAUCUUGGGCAUUUGUGCCCUAUUCUGGACAGCCUAUAGAUGGGCCUCACAAUGGGCCAGCUCCUGGUCCCUGGAAUAUUGAAGCAAAGCCUCCAAACUUGUUCCAGAAUCAGAAAACUGAAAUAGAGGUCCCUCACACUGCGUCUGUCAAGCCCUGUCAUAACUGUAUGGCUAUGGGAAGGAUUCGAUGCCACAGAUGUUUUGGGCGUGGAAGGGUACGCUGUAGUAGUUGCGCUGGUCGAGGUCACAAGACAGUUUACCGGAAUGGUGAGCAUGAGCAUGAGAGGUGUCAUUGGUGUCAUGGAGACGGAAGAAGGAGAUGUAUGACAUGCCAUGGAUUUGGAAUGAUAACAUGUGUCUGUUGUCAAGGUCAUUGUCAGCUGAAAUGUUACAUUAAACUGACAAUACUCUGGACUAACCAUUUACAAGACCAUAUUGUGGAGAGAACAGCUCUACCAGAUCACCUUAUACGUAAUGUUCAAGGUCAGGUUGCAUUUCAAGAACAACAGCUUAGAGUAUGGGCAAUUAAUCACUUCCCAGAUGCUGAGAUAAAUACUGCGUCUCAGAGGCUGGUUGCCCAGCAUGCCACAGCAUUUCCCACAGAGAGAAUACUCAUGCAGAGGCACCAGGUGAGGAUUAUACCCGUGACACAGGCCUACUACAAGUGGAAAGGGCAAGAUUUGGAUUAUUUUGUGUAUGGAUUUGACAAGAAAGUAUACGCACCGUCAUACCCACAACAAUGCUGCUGUGGAUGUAAUGUCUUGUAGAAUGUCACAGGUGAAAUGGUUACAGGUCAAAUACCAAUUGGCGACAUUUGAGUAUUAAAUUUGAUACCAUAAUAAGUCUUAAAUUUGGUUUUUAUAUGCAGAAUUGUAUUUUCCAAAUUUAAGUGUAACCUUCUGAUAGGUUAAUUUUCAGUCAGUAAAUAAUAACAAUAAUUACUUGUUGAUAUUUAGUAAGUGGUGAAUAUCAUCACUGAUUGGUUGUUUUUUAACUAAAACCACUGAGAAACUGAAAAUUCUAAAUGCUUACCCAGGAUGACAUUAAAAAAGUCCUAUUUUGUGCAAUUAAUGCUAUUCUUGUAUAUUUUACACUGCAAUGUUGUGUAAUGGAGAUUAUGAUGUAGAGGAGUUUUAGUAUUAUAGAAAAGUUGACAUAUUUAAAUAGAUAUUACAGUAUAACUGUUGUAAAUUUUAUGUUAUUAUAUUAGACUAUACCUUAACUAAAGGUUGAUAAAAAUAUAUAUGUGUUAUUGACGUAUGUCACUAUGUUAUAUUAAUAUGAAUUAUGCCCCAGUUAGUUGUAACCAUGCUCAUGUUCCUCUCCUAGCCAUGGCAUGGGCCUGAAGACAAAGAUACUGGGAUUACAAAACCAUCACCUUAGUGCAGUAACGGGUUAACUUCGGUAAAAUUAUGUAAGGAGUUAAUCUGUUACUGCACUAAGGUGACUAAUGAUAGAUGCAUUAUUAUAUCUUGUUGAUGAUUUUAAAACCUUGUUUUGUAUAUAGAUUUCUAAUUGUUUUGCAAAUUUCUUCAUUUACCAUUUGAAUAAAAAACAUACAUUUUGCAGAAUUCUUGUUCAGUUUUAUAUUGGGGAAGCGUUGUUUAUAUUUUUGUAUUAUGUAAGUCAAAACCAUGUUUUUAUUUGAUAUUUCUUUCAUAUAUAAUUAGGAACAAACUUUUAAAGUGUAAUUAAAUUGGGAUUUUAUUAUUAGUUAUUUAAUCAACAUUUUGGAUACCUCAAAUUAAUUUUCUCUCUGGCUUUUCUUCUUCUUCUUCCUAUUAGUAAGUCAUCACCAUUGUAAAUUUAGGUCCUGCUAUGCACAUCUCCAAGUAUGGAAGAUUGGGGACUACUGUGCAGAAGGUCAUUGAAAAUUUGAAAUAAUGAGAGGCACAAGAGUUUUUCUCUAUUAUAAAGCUGGAAAUCAUCGUAUGGUUUUAACAUAUAGAGAAUUUCCAGUUUUACUAGUGGAGGAAGACCUCAGGUGCCCCUCUUUACAUUAUUUCAGACACAAAAGAUACCACCAAAUUAGGUUUAUCUACAUAUAUGUGAAUUCUAACCUGUCUAUCUUAAUUUUAGCUUUUUUAUUCUGAAACCCCUUGAAAAUAACAUUGGACAGUUUCUUUUAUGCAACUUAUGCAAGGUAGAUAUUUUGUACAUGACUCGUUGAUAAUUUUUCUUCCUGAAAAAGCUGAAAGUAACAGUUUAACAACAACAACAGCAAAGAAAUGGACAUCAAUGCAGGAUGUAAUUGAAAUUUGUUAAGUGUUAACUUAUUUGGAACGUAUAUAACAUUAUCGUAUAUAUUUCAGAUUGUAUAUUUUUUGUCCUUUAUGUAUACUUUUACAUCAAUUGUUUAUUUUUAUACUGAAGAUAUUUUUUUUUAUACAUUUUUGUUUGUCUAUCGAAUAUGUUUAAUGCAAUAUUCUUUUUAAAUUAGUACUUUUUUUCAAUUUUGUGUUAAGUGUUUAAAUGACUUCUUCUGCCUGUUUUGUUUUUCCAAUUUUUAAAGUGUCUUAAUUAAAUCUUAUAAUGUCAAAGUUUAGUUGAUAUUUUCAUUAAUUGACAAAGUUAUUGUGGUUGAAAGGCUGUGGUCAUUGACAGUGAAUUACUCGACUCCAAUUGAAUAGGGUUUGAAUCCUAUUUGUGUAUUUCAGGUGUAUACCCAGCUAGCUUAUAUAAAUGUAAUAACUCAAAUGCCCAUGCGUGCCUUGGAAGAAAAAAAAAUCAUGUUGGGGACACCUGAGGUCUUUUUUUACCAGUUAAUUGUUUCAUGUUAUCAAAUGUGAGGUUUAUGUAAUCUUUUUCAACCUUUAUAAGUAUGAUUUUUUUCUAUACUUAUUUGGUGUUCCCGCCCUUUAUCUAAGACAAGUAUUUUUGCUUAAGUUGAAUAUCAGACCUAGUUCAUAAUUUUGUCAGCAUUCUAUCAGUAAACGGGUAACAUUUCAAGAAAUUGUUUGUUAAUAGUGAUUUUAUGGAUAUACACAAUAGCAUUAGAAUACAAUGGAUCUGAUAUUUUUGUUUGCAACCAAAAAUGCUUUCUCUAAGGUUUUUAGUAUGCCCGAGUGAAUCCAUAGUUACUUCCCUUUUAAAGCAACUACAUAAUUUGCCUAACAAAGUUACUUCCCUUUAACAGCAAUGUGUCAUUUGCAUGCCUGACUUAUAAAUACAAUCAUAUGUAAAGGCUAUGCUUUCUUUAUAAAUUUUAAAAAUAUAUUAUAUAUAUGUAUUACUAAAGAAAUAGAAAAAAAAAUCUAAUUUGUUAAACAUUAUAGUGGAAGAACUCCAUUGGUGUUGUGUCAGUGUUCCAAACAAAAUUUCAGAAGUUUAAUAUAUCUUGUUAAAGUAUUUUGUUUUGCAUGUGAUUUAUGUUAAGCAUUAAAUAAUACUGUAAUAAUUAUAGUAUGUAUAGAUUGGUUUGUAAUAAACUUAAUGUUAAA
Ruditapes philippinarum (Manila clam) is the source of this 4244-nucleotide messenger RNA. RefSeq names its product protein SSUH2 homolog. The record is from RefSeq and is a predicted model, not a curated record. The transcript has 12 exons. Bases 117 to 1571 code for a protein of 484 amino acids. Lineage: Eukaryota; Metazoa; Mollusca; Bivalvia; Venerida; Veneridae.